Messenger RNA from Emiliania huxleyi CCMP1516, 1279 nucleotides. RefSeq lists its product as hypothetical. The record is from RefSeq and is a predicted model, not a curated record. Bases 154 to 1203 code for a protein of 349 amino acids. Gene Ontology annotation, molecular function: isomerase activity. Gene Ontology annotation, cellular component: cytoplasm. NCBI's taxonomy places the organism in Eukaryota, Haptophyta, Isochrysidales, Noelaerhabdaceae. The transcript has 8 exons. Gene Ontology annotation, biological process: biosynthetic process.
CAAUCGCGCCGCCCGUGGAUGCUCGAGGCGGAGAUCGAGCAGCUGAGGGCGUCUCCGCUCACUUCGAUCUUCAUCCUAACUCUCCUCACCACCGUCGUCCUCCGCAAGCUGUACCAGCUCCAACUCAAGCUGGCGACGAAAAAGGACUGAGUCAUGGACGUUUGGCGCCGCGCCUUCGUCUCCGCCGCCUCCUCCUCGGUGAGGUUCGAGACCGUCGAUGUCUUUUCAUCGCACAAGUUUGGCGGGAACCAGCUCGCGGUGGUGCUCGACGAGCAGCGGCGUCUGUCGGACGACGUCAUGCGGCGGAUCGCCAUCGAGUUUGGCUUCUCCGAGACGACAAUCGUGCUGCCUCCAAAGUCCGAGGCCAACACCGCGUGGGUGCGCAUCUUCUCAAAGGACGGCGACGAGAUGCCCUUCGCCGGCCACCCGAACGUCGGCACGGCGACGGUGCUCGCGUGGCGCCGGAGCAUCUUCGGGAAGGAAGUCCGAGGGACGGUCCUGCUCGAGGAGAAGGCUGGGCUGGUCCCGCUCGAGCUGAUCGAAGACGAGGCGGGGCGGCCGGUUGGCGCCACGCUCACCGCCCCGGAGCCCUUCUCGCUCUCCUCGCCUCCCCUCCCCGCAGAGGCGGCGGCUGCGCUGAUCGGCCUCGAGGCGAGCGAGAGAUUUCUGGCACUAAACAUAAAAGCGAGUGACGUCUGCGCCGCGCGCCACCCGCCGCUGGCGGCGUCCACCGGGCUGCCCUUCCUCCUCGUCGAGCUGUCCAGCCUCGCGGCUCUGGGGGGGUCGCGCGGCGUGCCCUCCGCCUUCGAGGCUCUGGCAGCGGGAGGGGCGGCGACUCUGCUGCCUCCCAAGGUGCUCGCCUACGUUCGGCUCGACGGCUCGGGCGGCGGGGCGGCGAGGCUGGAGGGCGGCGAGGCGGCGAGGCUGGAGCUGCGCGCCCGCAUGCACCGCGCCGACGGCAGCGAGGACGCGGGGACGGGCAGUGCAAACUGCGCGCUGGCCGGCUUGCUCGCGAGCCUCGACGGCACCCCGCCAGGGCUGGUGCGGGCGCGAGUCAUGCAGGGCGUGGAGAUGGGAAGGCCAAGCGAGCUGCUCGCCGAGGCGGAGCGGAAGGGCGCCGGGGCGGGCGCGGAGGCGGUGGGGAGGGUGCGCGUGGGCGGGAUGUGCGCCGCCGUGAGCCGCGGGGAGCUCUUGGGGUGGUGAGCUCUGUACUGUUGGCGCCCGCAGCCUAAGCGUCCACCCCAUGGUACACCGUACAGUUUUACCAUGGUACUAUUAU